AUGGCUGAGCGAAGCGCAGUACUUGUGGAAAACAGCCCACGUGAGGUUACCGAUAGUUCAGCUGAGAUAAGCGACUUGGCAAAGCGGUUUGGUGCUCGUCUGUAUCAUGAUGCAUCGCUUGUUGAUCAGCUUCGAAAUGUCAAUAGAGAGAAGUCUUUCGUGGAGCAGUUACGCGACCUAUUAUCGUGCAACAAUCUGCCAUCACGAAUUGUCAAUGCAGCCAGUAUAUUAAGUCAUUCCUUCCUGGUACAGUUAGCCCAAGCUGCCACCAUAUGUAAGGAGAUCGACGUGCAAACUUCAAUUCGGGUGACGGAGUUGCCGGUUUUAACUAAAGAGUUGCGCGAUAAUGCUACUGAUGUGCCCAAUGGAACUCUAACUCAAUUACUAUCCACAUGUCUGAGGAUCUCGGUGGCCACCUAUCCAUUCCUGAGGCGUUCACUGCAACCCAGGAAGAUGUGUCAUCGUCUGCCUUCAGCUCUGACCAAAGUGCAGGUCAAGCCGCUGGAAGCAUGGUCAGUUGCACAUUCUCAUGAAGUUUUUGUUGAAGAACCCGCUGGUAAAGCAAGUCCACGAACUCCAAGGGUGUCAGAAUCACCAUGGCGACCGUCUUCACGUCGUCUUCAUCUUGAGGAAGUAGAUAUCUCUACCAGUCAAGAGACCGAUUCCAUAGAAGUGAUCUCAGUGAGCACUCCUCAAGCACGUCGCCGACUGGUUGAAUGCUCUAGUACUGCUUCAAGAAAGAACAUUAGUGAUGCGAAUGACGAAAACGGUGUUGUAGAAGACGAGCACUCAACAAAAGAAAGCUCUGAUUCGAGUCAUCAGGAUGAAGAGCACACAUACAACCAAGUAUCUCAGAUAGCUAGUGAAUAG
Ostertagia ostertagi is the source of this 870-nucleotide messenger RNA. Lineage: Eukaryota; Metazoa; Nematoda; Chromadorea; Rhabditida; Trichostrongylidae. The record is from the annotation of a GenBank genome assembly.